AUGGCCUCAACUAUCCAGAGACAAACCAAGGUUCCUGGCUCGGAGCCAUCAACACCCUACCGGCAGAUUAGGGCCCAUUUUGACGAUGAGACCAUCACCGUAUACCAAGCCUACAACUCCGCCAUCGCAAAGGCAGCCGUCAAAGCUCAGAAGCUCGACGCGUCUCCAAACUUCAAGCUUACCCGCAUGACCUGGGUCAAGCCGAGCUGGUCGUGGAUGCUCUAUCGCGCAGGCUAUUCAUACAAAGACCGAGGCCAGGAGCGCAUCUUGGCGCUCAAAAUGACCCACACCGGCUUCGUCGACCUUCUCCGUCAAAGCGUUUUAACACACGGGGGCGAUUUGGACAAGGACGACGGGCGGGUGCGCGUCCAAUGGGACCCGGAACGCGAUGUACGGUUGGAGAAGCUUCCGUACCGGAGUAUUCAGAUCGGGAUCCCUGCUGGCAUCUGCGAAGCUUGGGUUGCUGGAGGAAUCGUUGGUAUUGAAGAUGUUACGGCCCGGGCGCGUGAGUUGAAAAAAGUCUUGGAAGAACGGUCUGGUGUCGGCGAUAAGGAACUCGUGGACUUGGGCUUGGUUCCUACUGAGAUGGAAUUCCCUAUUCCUGAAGACAUUGGGGAUGUUUUGGGAAUGCAUUCUCCCUGA
This is a messenger RNA of Colletotrichum godetiae, 642 nucleotides long. RefSeq lists its product as uncharacterized. The transcript has a single exon. Bases 1 to 642 code for a protein of 213 amino acids. The record is from RefSeq and is a predicted model, not a curated record. Lineage: Eukaryota; Fungi; Ascomycota; Sordariomycetes; Glomerellales; Glomerellaceae.